AUGGCUCCAGCGGUCUGUGUCAUGCACGUUGCUAGUGGCACCAUCGCAUCACCGCCGCUCUCCCACGCACCGCGCGCACUGCCUCUCUUCUCCCGCGCUUGCUUGGACUCCGACGCGAAGCCAUCGUCGUCGCGACGCGGCUCGCCGCGACGAUUGCAAAGCCGUCACGGAAGCGCGCCGCGCAUUUAUAAAUGUGCCAUCUCUUCUCAUCACCCACUCUCGCGCCUACCCGCUGUCGUUCUCGACAUGGCACAGCAGCAGCGCGAGCGCGCACAGGAGCGCGAACCUUCCACAAGCGAGAUGUUAUCAGAACACGAAGAGACCCGGAAGCGCGAGUUCGAGAGCCAGCCGGGAGAGGUCAAAGAGGUCACCGUCACCGCGCCGGGCGGCGGCGGCAGCGAGAAAGGCGGCGCCCCGGGCGCGCCGAGCGUUGAGGGCGCCGCGACGGGGGAGAAAGAGGCGCCGUCCGCGACAGAGAAGGGCGCGGAGAUGCCCAAGGGGGAAGAGACGCCAUCCGCUAUGAAGGCGGGCGCGGAGAUGCUCAAAGGGGAAGAGACGCCAUCCGCUAUGAAGGCGGGCGCGGAGAUGCCCAAGGGGGAAGAGGGCUCCGCGAGCCGCGGGACGACGAAGCAGGGCGAUGACAUGCCGACGACGGCGGCGGGGAGGAUGGGCGGCGGCGUGGCGGCGCCUGAGGUGCCGAUCCGCAUGCGCGACGUGCUGCCCGAGGGGGAGGUGGAGGCGGGCGCGCUGGACAUGCCCGUGACGAAGAUGGACGCCGCUGCCAAGCAGAGGGAGGAAACCGCGGAGUUUGGUGGGCCCGUGAAGGGUGUCACAGCAGCAGCCUUGCAGUCAGCGGCGGACAAGAACGUGCAGGCGGGGGUGGUGCCGCCCCUGGGGGCAGAGCUGGCCAGUGCGAAGGCUGCAGAGGCCACCGCACAGGGCCGCAAGCUCGGAGCGGCCUGA
Closterium sp. Yama58-4 is the source of this 963-nucleotide messenger RNA. The record is from the annotation of a GenBank genome assembly. Lineage: Eukaryota; Viridiplantae; Streptophyta; Zygnematophyceae; Desmidiales; Closteriaceae.